GAGCACAGCGCAUAAACGCGUCAAAGAUUAAAGCCUUAUCGGAAUUGUGGCGGAAAUGUUAAGAAACUCAGUGCAAUUCUGAUUAGUUGUUUGUUCAUCCUCACUGCGUCGACGUAUCACGCUCUAUGUGACACCCGACACGCUCAGUGGGACAUAACCCUAAUGAUUGCCCAUCUUUUCUUUAAAAAAUGAACUACUCACAAUUGCAUUCAUCGAUACGAUGCACUUGUUCAACAUCUUCUUCAGUGGCAUUUCUCAGACUGCGGCUGCGUAAAUUCGCGAAAACGGUCGCGAUCACAGUAAAACGUCAAACGAUUUGCUGAGAUUUCGCGAGAGUUAAAUUCAAGUUUACAGGUAUAUGUUUAUGGUGUGUCAUUACAGUUCGAUUAAAACAUAACCUAUUUCUUGAAAAACGAAGAGAAAUUUUGGUUAUGUCCCGUAUAUGAUAAUCCGCCCUUGAUGAUCUCAUGGAUACGAGAGCAGGUAGCAGGAAUCUGGCGUAGCGGAAAGAAUUCAAGGACGGCCAGAAGGCAGUCCUUGGAAGCUUCCGCUGUCAAUACGAUGUCACUGCCACCAACUACUGCUGUUAACAAUUUUCCAGUCUAUGUUAUUAGCUUAGAGGGUACUGUGACCAGCAUUAGUGUCAAGCCUGAUAUUACCAUUGAGAAACUGAAAUCUUUAGCAACAAAACAUUUCUAUGGCCAUGAUACUUCAAGAUCCUUAAAUCAUUACCGUUUAAUACAUGUAACCAGAUCGGAAAGGCUUGACGAUGACCGAAAGAUUAGUGAAGAGGACAUUGUUUCAUACGAUGAACUGAUGUUAGUUGAAGUACGUCCAAUACCAACCAAAGAAAAUCUGUCGGAGGAUGCUCUUCGUGGUCCAAAUGAAGAUGCUAUAGUACGGGCCACAGAGAGACUUCCACUUUUGAACCCACCUCGUGCAAUGCCUCCCGUGGAUUGUGCAACAGAUUUUCAAAGUGAGAUACGAAAAAUUUUAAUAACCCUCACGCAAGCGUCAGCAAGAAUUCUGAUGCAUAGUCCGGAAGCAGUGAAAAUAUAUGAGAUUAUUCGAGAACGAUUAGAAGCCCGUAACAAGCCACCUUAUGAUCCAAAAGUAGUGAAACAUCUUAUGGACAUAGGUUUUUCAGAAAAAAAAGUACUGAAAGCACUAAGACUUCGAAAGAUGAAUACAUCAGAAGCAUUAGAGUGGUUGAUAGAGCAUGAAGAUGAUCCUGACGAAGAAACUCUGGAAUUACCACCUCUUGAUCCAGACUUCGAUGCUAACACCCCUGGUCCGAGUUUUUCUAGAAAAAAUUCCGUUCAAGAAAACCAUAACAACCUAGUCAGAGGCGGCCACGGUAAAAAGAAAGAGCCAAAUCUGGUGAAUGUUGUAGCACUCUUGCUGGAAAGCUUUCACCAGUAUAGAAAAUUAGAAUUUAAGCCAAGUCCACGAUUGACGGAGUCACUUAAAAAGAUGGGUUUCGAGGAAAAGGACAUCGUUGAGGCACUCAAGAUCACUGGUAACAAUCAUUACAAUGCUUGUGAUUGGUUGCUUGGUAAAAGAAGCCGAAGUUUGCAAGAUCUGGAUGAUGGACUAGAUCCGGAUGGACCAAUAUAUAAGGCAAUCAUGAGUAAUCCUCACAUUCAGCUCAGUCUUACGAACCCCAAAAUGCUGCUUGCAUACUUAUCAAUGCUGGAAACACCAUCGACUGCAAACAUCUGGAUAAAUGAUCCUGAAGCCUCACCGGUUCUAAGUCAGAUUUUUAAGACUUAUCACUCGGAGAAACAUGCUAUUCAUAUGAAUCGCUAUGAUAACAGCUAACAUAUGGAAAAACGGCUCAAUUCCACGGCAAUAUUUUUCUUACAAGUUAAACGGUGAACACUGUUAAUAGUGUUCGUAACGACUAAUGUCGGUUAAAUCUCAAGUCUAACUAAAAAUCAAUGCUAAUACUACUAAAAAAGGGAAGAAUUAUUCAAAAUUGUUUUAACAAUAACAGUUCAAAGUUAUUUAUUAUACAUUAGAGUCACCUCUGUUUCUAUGCGAAAAGUGUAAAAAUUGUCUGGUGCUUUAUGAGAUUCUGUUUAUACUUAGCAAUUUAAAGAAACGGAAAGUAUCAAACCUUUGUCAUAUCGCUAAGUGCCGAUAGAAUCUAAGUGGCGUCAUUGAAAAACAAUUCGUAAUUCAGAUAAGUAUAUCUGAUUGUAAAUAUUAGACGAGUUUGAUAGAAAUAUUUAUUCCGCGCUCUCAUUCACUUCAAUACUUACUGAAAUUCAAAGUCGAAUUAUUUACUGAGCAAGGAAUUCACUAGGAAUGAGUUUUAAUGAUCAUGUACUUAACAUUUCUAAAACAAUUAUAUAAUAUCUUUGGUUUUUAUAGUUUAUAUUUUUCUAGCAGGUACGCUAUUUUGAUAAAUAAUAUGGAACUCGUUUUGUGGAUUUUAUAUUUUUCGUGAGAAAUUGUAAUAAUUAAAUGAUUGCGUAUUUAUGGUACAAAGAAUGAUGUGGUCAAAGCUAAAUGUUCCGUUGUGAAAGAAUUGCAUAAUAUUUGUUGCAUGUCCAUACGUUAUUAAGAAUAAGUACUUUCUGAGUCUUGAAAUUAAUUAAUUUAGAUCAGUCCUACAAAUAUUCUAAAGUUAUAAUUUUCUACUUUAUCUUAUGGAAAAGGAAAUAACCCAGGCUCUUCCUUUAUCGGCGUACGAAGUAUAUAUACAGAUGAUAGAUGUAAAUUCUGUACAGAAAAAACUUAAAAGUAUUAUAUUUUUUUGAUCGAC
Molecule: messenger RNA, 2770 nt
Organism: Orussus abietinus
Lineage: Eukaryota; Metazoa; Arthropoda; Insecta; Hymenoptera; Orussidae
Gene: Kpc2
Product: ubiquitin-associated domain-containing protein 1
Exons: 10
Coding region: 460-1821 (453 amino acids)
Molecular function (GO): protein binding
Source: RefSeq, a predicted model, not a curated record